Messenger RNA from Effrenium voratum, 1191 nucleotides. The record is from the annotation of a GenBank genome assembly. Lineage: Eukaryota; Dinophyceae; Suessiales; Symbiodiniaceae.
AUGAAGCGCCGAUGGCUUGCAGCCUUAGCUCUGCUCGCUGUUGCUCUUCCGCUCGGCGGUUCCUUUGUCCAGAGCAACAUGAUGGAGAGCGGACUGCGCCAAAUCAAGCAUGUUGUCCCGCGAACCAGAGCACGCAGCAAGCUUCAUGUGGAGGACGCCUAUGAGAGGUCCUGCUUCUCGCCGCCAGCCCUGAUAGGCUGCCUAGCUGGGCUUUGCUUGUCCUUUUUGGUGGCGGCGGCACAGUCAGCCCCCGCAUUCGCGGAAGCAGACGGCUCUCCCACAGGCUUUGCGGAGUUUGCACGAAAAGGCGGCAAGAUGGAUGCGGACGUGGGCUGUUUCUUUGUGCAGUGCGGCAAGCAGACGAAGGAAUGCUUUGCAGAGGAUGGACGAUGUCUGAAAGGCGCUAUGUGCUUAGCUCGCUGCCGUGGAGAUGCUGACUGCGCCACCCAAUGCUUUGCGGAGUAUGGAUGCCCGAGGCUAGAUGCAUGGCUCAACUGCACUGUAGAGAAGCAGCAGUGCGUUAGUGUACCCGCAGGGACAUAUGAUGUGAAAAAGUUCUAUGCCGAGCAAGUCCCAACAAAGAUGAAGGACUUCGAUGUGCGAAAGCUUGACGGGAAGUGGUACAAGGUUCGAGGAUACAACCCAAAGUAUGACUGCUAUCCUUGCCAAACCAACUCCUUCAAGUACGACCCAGCCACCAACACCAUGGCGACUGACGUCAAGCUGCGAGUGGCGAGAAAAAAGUCUGGUGGCUACUGGGAAAAUACACUGACAGAGAAGAUGGACGUGCAAGCUCCUUCCGAUCGUAGUACUUUGUUUGCAAAAGGGGAGAUCUUUGGCUUGUCCUUCCAAGAAGAAUGGUAUGUUCUUGGCGCUGAUGAUGACUUCGUUGUCACAGCAUAUGUAGGCAACAACCUCCAGGAUGCCUAUCGAGGCAGCUUUGUAUAUGCACGAACGCCCGUGCUAUCUGUAGAAGCAGAAGCCAAAGCCAGGGCGAUUGUGGAAAAGAAUGGCUAUGAUUGGUCGAAGUAUUGUGUGAUUGACAAUGCCUGUCCUGAUCAGCCACCUGUGGACUACAGCGCUCCGGUGUCAAUGAAUAUGGACGACAUGCAAGAUCUUCUUGAGUGGUUCGCACCGGGCUCUACCAGAGGUGGCACUGUGAAGGAUGCCGGCUUCAACGGCGAUUACUGA